Rodentolepis nana is the source of this 243-nucleotide messenger RNA. The record is from the annotation of a GenBank genome assembly. Lineage: Eukaryota; Metazoa; Platyhelminthes; Cestoda; Cyclophyllidea; Hymenolepididae.
AUGGGCGGAGAAGUCGUUGUUGUCGUCUACGUCGACUCUCUGCAACACAUUUAUCUCCCCAGGCACACACACACACACACUCUGUAUGUGUAUGUGUGUUGGCUUCCAAUUUUGGUGUCUCUUCUCCAACUCCGCUCUACUCUCACAUAUUUCACACCGAUUCUCUACGCGUGCCAGAAAUCUCAUCUUUCCCACUAUCCGCACCAUCACCACCCCCCUCCCUCCCCUCCUUCCGCGCCAUAA